Molecule: messenger RNA, 1579 nt
Organism: Oncorhynchus keta (chum salmon)
Lineage: Eukaryota; Metazoa; Chordata; Actinopteri; Salmoniformes; Salmonidae
Product: creatine kinase B-type-like
Exons: 8
Coding region: 181-1326 (381 amino acids)
Biological process (GO): phosphocreatine biosynthetic process
Molecular function (GO): creatine kinase activity
Source: RefSeq, a predicted model, not a curated record
UUCUCCAAUAGAAUGAAUGGGACUCUAAAUAGUAACCAAUCAGAAGAGAGCUCUGUGGCAUAUAAAACCUAGCAAAGCGGCUUAGUUCUGGACACCAGUAUAAGCGUUGGUGUGAUCGUUCCUUGUCGAAAGGGAUUUUGUGUCUUUCCCAAAGAAAAACGUCCUAAGGUCAAAGAAAUCAUGCCUUUCGGUAACACCCACAACAAGCUGAAGAUGAACUACUCCGCGGAGCAGGAGUACCCCGACCUGAGCCAGCAUAACAACCACAUGGCCAAGGUGCUCACUCCAGAGAUGUACUCCAACUUGCGGGACAAGGAAACUCCAAGUGGAUUUACAGUGGAUGAUGUCAUUCAAACUGGGGUUGAUAACCCAGGCCACCCCUUCAUCAUGACAGUGGGCUGUGUGGCCGGAGACGAGGAGACGUACGAGGUUUUCAAGGAGCUGCUGGACCCUGUCAUCGAAGAUCGCCACGGUGGAUACAAGCCCUCAGAUAAACACAAGACCGACCUGAACCCAGACAACCUUGUGGGUGGGGAUGACCUGGACCCCAACUACGUCCUGAGCUCUAGAGUGAGAACUGGUAGGAGCGUCCGCGGCUUCUGCCUCCCUCCACACUGCAGCCGUGGGGAGAGACGCGCCAUUGAGAACAUGGCCAUCGAAAGUCUAGCAUCACUGGAUGGGGACCUCAAUGGCCAGUAUUACGCCCUGAAGAACAUGACAGACGACGAGCAGCAACAGCUGAUCGAUGACCACUUCCUGUUCGACAAACCUGUUUCCCCCCUGCUGCUGGCUUCCGGGAUGGGCCGAGACUGGCCCGAUGGCAGGGGCAUCUGGCACAACGAUGGCAAGACCUUCCUGGUGUGGGUGAACGAGGAAGACCAUCUACGGGUCAUCUCUAUGCAGAAGGGCGGCAACAUGAAGGAGGUGUUCCACCGUUUCUGCACAGGCCUCACAAAGAUCGAGAGCCUGUUCAAGGACAAGGGUCAUGAGUUCAUGUGGAACGAGCACCUGGGUUACGUGCUCACCUGUCCCUCCAACCUGGGCACAGGGCUGCGCGCCGGCGUGCACGUCAAGCUGCCCAGCGUCAGCAAGCACGAGAAGUUUGGUGAGAUCCUCAAGAGGUUGAGGCUGCAGAAGCGUGGCACAGGCGGCGUGGACACUGCAGCAGUAGGUGGCGUCUUCGACAUCUCCAACGCUGAUCGUUUGGGCUUCUCUGAGGUGGAGCUGGUGCAGAUGGUUGUCGACGGCGUCAAGACCCUCGUCGAGAUGGAGAAGCGUCUAGAGGGCGGCCAGUCCUUCGACGACCUGAUGCCCGACCAGAAGUGAACGUGUUCACUCUAGAACCUUAUGACCUCAUCUCUCCCUCUCACCAAUAUCUCCCCCCCCCCUUGUCUCAAAAAACAAUAAUCUUAACUACAUCAAGGAAAUACACUCCGCCCAAUGCGUUUAGUGGCACUAAAAAGUUAGACGAGUCUUCCAUCUGUGUGAUGAAGGAUUUUGUAUCUCAAAUGCUGUCUUGUUGCAAAAUAUUGGAUGGAUCUUAACUUGAAAUAAAAGUAUCUUUGCCCCAUGGAAUGUG